Debaryomyces tyrocola is the source of this 504-nucleotide messenger RNA. The record is from the annotation of a GenBank genome assembly. NCBI's taxonomy places the organism in Eukaryota, Fungi, Ascomycota, Pichiomycetes, Serinales, Debaryomycetaceae.
AUGAGUAAAGUUUUGGUUGUUUUUGGGGCCACGGGUCAGCAGGGCAGUUCUGUCGUUUCAUAUGUGAAAGAGAGAAUGUCCGAUAAGUUCAAGGUUCGUGCUAUUAGUCGUGAUCCAUCUAAGCCGGAAGCGAAGGCUCUUCAAGAAUCCGGCGUAGAGGUUAUCAAGGCAGAUCUCGGUGAUAAACAGUCAAUUAAACAAGCAUUUAAGGGAGCAGAUACUAUUUUUGCGAUGACUGCGUUAAGUUUCGGGGAACAGAGCGAGUUGGAACAGGGGAAAACCAUUGCGGAUGCAGCAGUAGAGGAAAAGGUUCCAAAUAUCAUUUGGAGUACCUUGCCCAGUGCAAGCAAAAUUUCAAACGGAGAAUUUACCCAUGUUGUACAUUUCGAUGAAAAGGCCCAAGUUGAGAAAUACAUCCGUAGCUUGCCAAUUAAUAGCUCGUUCUUUUCUCCUGGUUGUUUUAUGCAAAAUAACAAUGUUCAAGCCGCAACCAGUAGGAGAUGA